AGGAGCAGACUCGGGUUAGAAGAAUAAAACCUGCUCUACACCAGGCUGGGUUGAAAGCUUGAGUUAUGAUGGUGACUGAAUCAGGGUUUAGAGUACACUCUCUCUGUGAAACUGAAAACUCUGACUUGAGCUCUGUUCCGGGGCAACAUGCUUUAAGUUUAGACUAAACCUCCUUUUGGAAACAGGGCCAAUGUCCAGACCUGAACUUGAAGACACAUUUUUGAAGGGUGGCAGAGAGCUUGCGCUUCACCGUCCCUUUGAGUUUCAUCAACUUUUUGAUUUUGCACGCGACACGGUCUGUACACCUUUAUAACAUAGGUACAUGGAUCUGUAUUAAGUAGGCCUAUAAGUGUAAACAAAACUAUUGAGCUGCACGAGUUGCACUUGCACAGUCAGAUAGACCAGGGAUCUAUAAAAUACGCAUAGAUUUGUCUUGGGCUGUUUGGACAUCAGCGCUUUCACUUGCACAGGAGGUCCCAACAACGCCCGGUGCUAUUGCGCGCACUGCUGCUGACGCAACCACGUAGCCGAGAGUCAAUGCGAUGGCGGACCGCAGUGUCCCCAGUCCUGCCCACGGAGGGACGGGACAAAGUCACUGAGACAACACCUGUGAGAGGAGAAACCUGCCAUUGCCGUUCCUCUAGAGUGAAAACUGUGAGGCUAUGUGGAAUGCAACCAGCCCCGAGUGCGCUCCCUGGGACGGACCAGAAGUGGAGUGAAAACAGCCGGAGUUUGCAGCGCGGAGCCACCGCAUGUUGAGCCAGCAAGUUCACUGAGGUAUUAAAAGUCGCAUUGACGGGAAGGGACCGCCGCUCCUGGAUUUAACGGAGCUCAGAAGACUUUUUAUUCUGGCAAAAUGAAGUUCGCAGAGCAUCUUUCUUCCCAUAUCACACCGGAGUGGAGGAAACAAUACCUUCAAUAUGAGGCAUUCAAGGAUAUGCUGUAUGCUGCCCAGGACCAAGCUCCGUCCAUAGAAGUCACAGAUGAUGACACAGUGAAGAGGUACUACGCCAAGUUUGAAGAAAGCUUUUUCCAAACGUGUGAGAAGGAGCUCCUAAAAAUCAACACGUUUUAUUCAGAGAAGCUCGCUGAAGCCCAGAGGCGCUUUGCCACAUUACAAAAUGAGCUGCAGUCCUCCCUCGAUGCUCAACGGGAGAGCGUCACCCCUCCAGGUCUCCGCAGACGCAAGACCGUCUUCAACCGGUCCCAAGAGGAGCGCUGCCAACACCGCAACAUCAAGGACCUCAAACUGGCCUUCAGCGAGUUCUACCUCAGCCUCAUCCUACUGCAGAACUACCAGAACCUGAACUUCACUGGUUUCCGAAAGAUCCUAAAGAAACAUGACAAGAUCCUGGACACGUCUCGAGGGGCAGACUGGCGCGUGGCCCAUGUGGAAGUGGCUCCUUUCUACACCUGCAAGAAGAUCACACAGCUUAUUUCUGAAACAGAGACACUUGUGACCUCAGAACUGGAGGGAGGGGAUCGUCAGAAGGCCAUGAAGAGGCUCAGAGUGCCUCCACUGGGGGCAGCUCAGCCUGCUUUAGCCUGGACAACAUUUCGAGUGGGUCUUUAUUGUGGCUUCUUCAUUAUUCUGGCAAUUGCCUUUGUUCUAACAGGAGCUGUGUUCAUUCGAUACGAGAAUGUCUGGCCUCUGGUGCGGAUUUACCGGGGUGGGUUUCUCCUGAUCCAGUUCCUGUUCCUUUUGGGCAUCAACACGUACGGAUGGAGACAGGCUGGAGUCAACCAUGUCCUCAUUUUUGAGAUAAAUCCCCGAAACAACCUCUCACACCAGCACCUGUUUGAGAUUGCUGGAUUUCUUGGGGUGUUGUGGUGCAUCAGUAUCCUGUCCUGUCUGUUCUGGGAGUACACCUACAUCCCCAUGCAGAUUAACCCUCUCGUUCUUUACGGCUUCAUGUUUCUUUUCCUCAUCAACCCCUUCAAGACCUGCUACUACAAAUCACGCUUCUGGCUCCUCAAAUUACUGUUUCGUGUGUUCACGGCUCCAUUUCACCGUGUGGAGUUUGCAGACUUCUGGCUGGCUGAUCAACUCAACUCUCUGGUGUUUGUUCUGAUGGACCUGGAGUAUCUCAUCUGCUUCUACAUCUUUGAGCUGCAGUGGAGCAACAGCAAUGGACUACUGCCCAAAUUUAAGAGUCCUAAUGAAUACGUCUGUCACAGCUAUUCGUACGGCCUGCGCGCUAUUAUACAGUGUUUGCCUGCAUGGCUGCGCUUCAUUCAAUGCCUCAGGCGUUACCGUGACACCAAGAGGGCCUUCCCACAUCUGGUCAACGCCGGAAAAUACUCCACCACUUUCUUUGUGGUCACCUUUGCAGCUCUUUAUGCCACUCACAGAGACCAAGGCCACACAGAUGCAGACACUUUCUUCUACAUGCUGAUCAUUUGCUCGACCAUAAGUUCCCUGUACACUCUUAUCUGGGACCUGCGCAUGGACUGGGGUCUGUUUGACCGUGGAGCUGGAGAAAACAUCUUCCUGAGAGAAGAGAUUGUGUAUCCUCACAAGGCCUAUUACUACUGUGCCAUCAUUGAAGAUGUGAUUCUGCGUUUUGCCUGGAUCAUCCAGAUUUCACUGACCACAAUGACAAAGAUCCACUCUGUAGGAGACAUUGUUGCCACGGUGCUGGCACCUCUUGAAGUCUUUAGGCGUUUUGUGUGGAACUUCUUCCGUCUUGAGAACGAGCACCUAAACAACUGUGGUGAGUUCCGUGCGGUGAGAGACAUUUCUGUGGCUCCGCUGAACGCAGACGACCAGACUCUGCUGGAGCAGAUGAUGGACCAGGAGGAUGGGGUUCGCAACCGCUCUGGAAAAAAGGCCUGGAAGAGGUCCCACAGCUUAUCCCUGAGGCGCCCCCUGCUGUCCACUUCACAAUCCAGGAAGGACACCAAGGUGCUUAUUGAAGACACUGAUGACGAGGCCUUCAGUUGAGCAGCACAACAAAAACAGAUACACAAUGCUAUACUUAUGAGGACUCCUGAUAAUUCAAACUAUAACAUGUAAAAGUCUUUAUUAAAAUGAUCGGCUCACACAUAUAUAACCUGGGCUGGUUGUCCUCAUAAGUAUAGACAGUUCAAACAUACAGGUGAAUCCUCUGAAGCACAAGUGUGAAGCUGCUACAGGUGAAGAGAGACACGGCACAGCCAAACAGGACACAACCACACUGCCCUGGGAUUUCCCUCUUACUUUUUCUAACUGAACUUUUUGGAUAUUGUUUACUAUUUAAUUUCACAGUUGAUUUGAAUGUAUUUUUGAUUUGAAAUACUGCAUUUAUUGAGGCUGCAGAAAACUGUUUACAUGCCUUUUUAACUGCAUAAUCAGCUGGAAACAACAAGCCAAUUAAAGGACACUGAUCAAGACACUGGACUUCAAUCACAUGACAUAUCAGGAUUUUCUUAUGUUUUUAAUGAUACUUUUAUAUUUUAUAUACUGCUUUAAAUUUUGAAUUUCAUCAGUUAAAAAAGAAAUUCACACCUGCUGGCACUUGCAGGGAAAGUGCAUUAAACACAAAUCGGGGAAGGCUUUUUAUUUAUAAAAUGGGAAUUGUUUUCCAAUGCGUCUGUGCUUUGUAAUCUUCUAUAUUUGAUGUGCAUUAUUACUUGGUCAUAGUUGUUUACUACUUUUCAUGUGUUGUUUAUACUAGUGAAACUGGUUUGAGCAUUCACACAAUGAUUGCUGUUCUAUUUUAUAAAGUUUGUAACUUUUUGUUGGUUUGACUUGUGCCAUGUUUUUUCUAAGCUAAGACCUCAACGCCUGCAGUGCUAAAUUAGAGUAAAUCCUCAUGUCUGUAAUUUAAAGUGGCCUCAGACUUCAAACAUGUGCAUUGUGUUUUUAAAUCAUUAAAUGCCAAAGUUUUACGUUCAUGAAUGUGGUUGUGGUUAGUGUAAGAAAACAGUUUUUAUUCAAUGAGCGGAUUCGGCUCUAGUAUCAAAACAGUUAAAAGUAAUUUAAUAUUUAAUCAAAAACAUUUGUAGGUGUUCUGACAUGACAAGUUACAUUCUGUUUGAAUCUGGGUCUUGUUUACUUUAAUUAUUUUAAACUAUGAGAUUUUGUGUUUUAGUUGUUUGAUUUAGUCAGCAUUUUAUUUCUGUUCCUUUUAUGAAAUAUGUGUCUGUCAAUAAUGUACUAGAAUGUAUAUGCGCUUUUAGAGAUAAUUUUCUUUCUACUCUUUUGCUCUUAGAGACCUGCAGGCAUUGAUUAUCUCAUGUCCUCUUUCAUUCAUGUUUUUUUUUUUUUUUUUUAUUUAAAAUGCCACAUGGGACAUAUAGAGCUUAGCACAGACACUUACACUCAUGUACAGUGACAGAAAUGACUAGUAUUGAGUUAGAGAGCAAACGGAUAGUUUUUUAAAAAGACAGUUGUCUUGCUGCAUGCUGUAUUUGUUUUUUGCUGUACAUAUACAUUAAUUUAUUUAACAUAACUUGUAUAUCAGCAAUCAUUGUAGCCAUUGUAACUUGGAAUGACUACAUCAGUUGCCAUAAGACAGUAUUUUAGGUGAAAAUAUUUUGAUUGUUCACAAUCCUGCACUUUUUAUGUGUAAAGCUGUGGGACAUAUGGUUUAUGUAAAAAAAAAAAAAAAGAUAAAACUAAAAAGCUGUAACUGUGGAAUGUGAUGCUGGUCUGUCAAUGGGUCAGUUUGAUCCCUGUUUUUCAGAGGGCCAACAGGACAAGAGCACUGGCCUGAAGCUUUGAGUCUGUAAUAGUUACAUGUGCUCUUGUGCAUGAACUUAUCACUGAUGUAUCUUCUGUGCGUUUGUGGGCCACACCUCAGUCCAGCUAUGAAAUACUGUUUUGCUGAUCCUAGAUCAGUCCAACCCAGGAUCCAUUUUACUGUGAGCACUUUGAAAUGUGUCUGUUUUAGUGACCAGUGCCUAUGUGGUGGGGUUCAGCUGGGUACUGGCUGAUGGGCAGGGUCACUUUGUAUAAUUAUGGUUGUAUAGUUUCAUAAAUAGUGGUUGUCAUUCAUUUUCUUCAUGGGCAGUAGGUGUUUAAUUGCUUGCAUACACCCCUGUGUUAAAGUGGUUGAUGUGCAUCCCUGUUCUUCCCUAUAGAUGUUGUUGGUAAUUAGCUGAACGUAGUAGAACAUGUAGUUUGGUAAAUUAUGUUUUUGAGAAGUACGUACAUUCUAGCAGAUGAAAUAUGUUGUGCUUAGAUGUAAUUUUAAGACAUAAAUCUAAAGCAUAGUCUCCGUUUCUAGAGUCCCUUUUACACCGUAGUUUGUACAUGGUGAGUGCAUAAUACUGUUCUGCAUCAUUUUUCCUGAUGUUAUUUGUAUUCCUGUAAACACAUUGGUGAUCUUGUCAUAUCUGGGUUUUAUAAACCACAAUUAUUUUUAAAAUGUG
Molecule: messenger RNA, 5355 nt
Organism: Periophthalmus magnuspinnatus
Lineage: Eukaryota; Metazoa; Chordata; Actinopteri; Gobiiformes; Gobiidae
Gene: xpr1a
Product: xenotropic and polytropic retrovirus receptor 1a
Exons: 15
Coding region: 857-2944 (695 amino acids)
Biological process (GO): phosphate ion transport; cellular response to phosphate starvation
Cellular component (GO): plasma membrane; Golgi apparatus; cytoplasm
Molecular function (GO): inositol hexakisphosphate binding
Source: RefSeq, a predicted model, not a curated record